UAUACGGUUCUUAAUUUUAUUCUUUUGCUUUUAAGUAUAUUUAACAACGAUGUCGAAAGUUAUCAUGCCGUGGUCGUUAUUCACGGCGUUCUCACUGGAAGCGACAGUAUGGAACUUAUUAGUAAUAGAAUUCAAGAAGUAAGUAAUUCAAAUGUAAAACAAAGAGUAUUGCAGAUGUCGCACCUAUAUGCAUCCAGGGACACAGAUUUAUAAUACUCCAAGAUAUGCUGGAUGGAGUAGCUUGGAAUCAAUGUGGCGCCAAGUGGAAGAAAUAGGCAUGGAUGUUAUAUCUAUUGGUGCUGCAUUUCCCGAAGGAAUAAAUUUAGUUGGUUAUAGUCAAGGUGGUUUAUUAGCCAGAGCAAUACUACAAACAUUUCCUGAACACAAUGUCAGAAAUUUUAUUUCCUUGAGCUCGCCACAAGCGGGACAAUAUGGAACUCGAUUUCUUCAUUUAUUUUUCCCCGACUUGGUGUGUGAAACUGCCUAUCAAUUAUUUUAUUCAAAAAUUGGACAACAUACCAGUAUUGGGAAUUAUUGGAAUGAUCCUCAUCAUCAAAAAUUAUACUAUAAAUAUAGUAAUUUUCUACCAUAUGUGAAUAAUGAAAAAAAUUCUACAAAAAUGUCAGCAUUUAAAGAGGGUCUCACCAAAUUAAAACGUAUGAUACUUGUUGGUGGACCUGAGGAUGGUGUUAUUACUCCAUGGCAAAGCAGUCAUUUCGGAUAUUACGAUGUUAACGAAACUGUGAUAAAUAUGCGUGAUCGAAGUAUUUACAAAGAUGAUUUAAUUGGACUAAAAACAUUAGAUGAAAGUGGAAGAUUAGUUCUCAUCACAGUGCCAAAUGUUCCUCACUAUGAAUGGCAUAAAAAUAUAUCCAUAGUAGAUGAUUUUUUACUGCCAUAUUUAGAUUAAUGUAAUACUCUUAUUCUAGAUUAGAUAAUUGUUGCCAUACAAGAUAAAGAAAACUCCAAAGAUCUCUUGAAUCAUGAUAUUUGAUAUAACAAAUUUUAUACAUAUCACAUGAAUUCUAUACACUUUAUUAAUUUUCACGAAAAUUAAAUGUAUAAUAGAUAUAUUUUUUAUU
This is a messenger RNA of Apis laboriosa (Himalayan honeybee), 1082 nucleotides long. RefSeq names its product lysosomal thioesterase PPT2 homolog (gene Ppt2). Gene Ontology annotation, cellular component: lysosome. The record is from RefSeq and is a predicted model, not a curated record. NCBI's taxonomy places the organism in Eukaryota, Metazoa, Arthropoda, Insecta, Hymenoptera, Apidae. Gene Ontology annotation, molecular function: thiolester hydrolase activity; palmitoyl hydrolase activity. Bases 188 to 910 code for a protein of 240 amino acids. The transcript is spliced from 4 exons.